AUGAAGAAACUUAUAUUCACAGCAACCAUGCUGCUAUGGCAGGCGGUGAUGGGUCUGAGUCCUGCCGAAUGGCGCAGUCAAUCGAUCUAUUUCCUGCUGACGGAUCGCUUCGGACGCAGCGAUAAUUCGGUCACUGCUAACUGUAACACUAACGACAGAAUUUACUGUGGUGGCACUUGGCAGGGAAUUAUCAACCAGUUGGAUUAUAUCCAGGGAAUGGGCUUUACUGCUAUUUGGAUUACUCCGGUGACAAAACAGCUCUCGCAAAACACUGGCGAUGGCUCGUCCUACCAUGGGUACUGGCAGCAAGAUAUAUACAAUGUUAAUCCAAAUCAUGGCACGUCCGAUGAUCUCUUGGCACUCUCCAAGGCACUACAUGCUCGGGGCAUGUAUCUCAUGGUUGAUGUCGUGGCAAACCAUAUGGGCUACGCUGGGGCUGGAAAUAAUGUGGAUUACAGUGUUUUCACCCCAUUCAACUCUGCAUCUUACUUCCACUCCUACUGCUCGAUCAGUAACUACAAUGACCAGUCCAAUGUCGAGAAUUGUUGGCUUGGCGACACCAUUGUCUCGUUGCCAGAUCUUGAUACAACCCAGAGCUCAGUGAAGACCCUCUGGAACAAUUGGAUUUCUGGUUUAGUGUCCAAGUACUCUAUUGAUGGAUUGCGUAUCGAUACCGUAAAGCAUGUCCAGAAGUCUUUCUGGCCUGACUUUAACAGCGCAGCAGGCGUCUACAGUGUCGGAGAGAUCUUUGAUGGGGAUCCAGCGUACACCUGCGAUUAUCAGAACUACAUGGAUGGUGUUUUGAAUUAUCCAAUGUAUUACCCAUUGCUGCGUGCGUUCCAAACUACCAGCGGCAGCAUUAGCGAUUUGUAUAAUAUGAUCGGCACUAUGUCAUCCGCUUGCGCAGAUUCUACCCUACUGGGCAACUUCAUUGAAAAUCACGACAACCCACGUUUCCCAAGCUACACAAGCGACUACUCACAGGCCAAGAAUGUGCUCUCGUUCCUCUUUUUAUCUGAUGGUAUUCCCAUCGUGUAUUCCGGCCAGGAACAACACUAUGCUGGAGGAAAUGACCCAGCCAAUCGCGAGGCUAUCUGGCUGUCAAAAUACUCUACCACAGCAGAGUUAUACCAACAUAUUGCGACUACAAACAAGAUUCGUAAAGCGGCCGUCGCAGCAGAUUCUAGUUAUAUCACGAGCAAGAAUGUCGCCUUCUAUCAAGACAGUCAUACAAUAGCCAUGAAGAAGGGAUCGGGCAGUUCACCCGUCAUCACGGUCCUUUCCAAUGCCGGGUCAUCUGGAUCUUCCUACACAUUGUAUUUGGGUGGGAGCGGGUAUUCAUCCGGCACCAAGCUAAUGGAGCUGUACACCUGCACAUCUGUAACAGUGGAUUCCAGCAGCAAAAUUGCAGUGCCAAUGGCAUCUGGAUUACCACGGGUGUUUAUUCUCGCAUCCUCCUUGAGCAACAGCGGGCUAUGUGGCUCAACUGUCCCCAUUACCACGGCCACCACACCCACCACAGCGACUCAGACCGCUACGAUAACCACUACAGCGGGGGGUUGCACCCAAGCCACUGCCCUCCCGGUCUUAUUCAAGGAGCUUGUGACUACUUCUCUUGGCCAGGAUAUCUACAUUUCAGGCUCAAUCAGUCAACUGGGCACCUGGGACACGAGUAAAGCCGUCGCACUGUCUGCAGACAGCUACACUUCUUCCAAUCCCUUGUGGCAGGCGACUAUUACACUCCCCGUCGGAACAACCUUCCAGUAUAAAUUCAUCAAGAAGACAAACGGAGCUUUGACAUGGGAAAGCGAUCCUAAUCGGUCAUAUACAGUGCCAACUGGAUGUACUGGAAGUACAGCCACCGUGACGGCUAGCUGGAAAUGA
Messenger RNA from Penicillium robsamsonii, 1884 nucleotides. Its product is annotated as putative alpha-amylase. The record is from RefSeq and is a predicted model, not a curated record. The transcript has 9 exons. Bases 1 to 1884 code for a protein of 627 amino acids. Gene Ontology annotation, biological process: carbohydrate catabolic process. Gene Ontology annotation, molecular function: alpha-amylase activity; calcium ion binding; starch binding. NCBI's taxonomy places the organism in Eukaryota, Fungi, Ascomycota, Eurotiomycetes, Eurotiales, Aspergillaceae.